Mizuhopecten yessoensis (Yesso scallop) is the source of this 1568-nucleotide messenger RNA. Its product is annotated as annexin A7-like. Gene Ontology annotation, cellular component: cytoplasm. Gene Ontology annotation, molecular function: calcium-dependent phospholipid binding; calcium ion binding. The record is from RefSeq and is a predicted model, not a curated record. Lineage: Eukaryota; Metazoa; Mollusca; Bivalvia; Pectinida; Pectinidae. Bases 327 to 1553 code for a protein of 408 amino acids. The transcript has 10 exons.
ACCGUGUAUGCCUUUGCAGAAGAGGAUAAGUUUUGAGUUCGGCGAUCUUUUAGGGAUGGAAGUUGCAGCUGGUCUAAAAUUGCUGUCAAACUACCUGGGUCGUAGUUGUAGUUUGAUGUUAUGAACCUUGCCGCUCUAUUUUGUACAGUUUCCAGCUGAUCUUGAAGAUAUAUUUGGUGUGGGUCCCAGGCAGUGCUCGCAUAUUCAAGGACAGGUCGUAUGAGUCCUUUGUAUGCCUGGAAGUUUAACUUCAAGUGGACAUGAUUGAAGAUUUCUUUUCAAUAAUCCUAAUGUCCUAUUUUUUCAUCUAAUUCUAUUCCAUUGAUAUGAGCUACCCUUACCAAGGAGGUGGUAACCCUGGUUACCCAGGUGGUGGUGGAUAUGCUCCCCCACCAAUGGCUGGAGGCUUUCCUCAGCAGGGGGGAAUGCCACAACCAGGUGGGAUGCCACAACCAGGAGGAAUGCCACAGCCUGGUGGCUACCCACAACCAGGUGGUGGAUACCCUCAGCAAGGAGGAGGAGGUUUCCAGCAACCACAGGGCUUUGGAGGUGGUAUGGGCAUGCCAACCCCUGAGUCAGCAUCAGCAGCUGCAUAUGGGCAGUCUGGGGCCCCAGGGGGAAUGCCUGGCUACCCUGCUCAACCCCAGCCAGGGGGCUUAGGCUUUGGAGGAGGAUCUGCGCCUCCAUCAGGACCAGGGUAUGGAGGAGCUCCUGGUUAUGGGGCCCCCCCAGCAGGAUACGGGGGAGCACCCCCUCCUCAGCCAGCCAUGCCGGCUUAUGGUCAGCCUCCCCAGCAACCAUAUCAGUCCAGUGCCCCAGCCCCAGCAUACGGUUCAAGUCCAGGUUACCAACCCCCACAGCAACAGGGGUAUGGCCAGCCCCAACAACAGGGGUACAACCAACCCCAGCAACAGGCGUACAACCAGCCCCCCGCUAACCCAGCCUAUGCAGGAUCAGCGCCAGGAGGGUAUGGAGCUUCCGCUUCCACAGCUCCACCUGGUGGCCAUUCAUACGGUUCUCCUGCCUCCAACAUGGGAGGAGGAAUCGCUGGAGCAGGUGCAUUUAAACAAAAGACCGAAGGCACAGUGAAGCCAUGCAGGAAUUUCAAUGCGGAGAAUGAUGCCAAUGUUCUCAGGAAAGCCAUGAAGGGGCUUGGAACGGAUGAAAAGGCCAUCAUAGAUAUCUUGGCUUUCCGAUCAAAUGAACAAAGACAGCAGAUCAAAAUCAUGUUUAAAACCUGCUUUGGUAGGGAUCUAAUUCACGAUUUGAAGAGUGAGCUAGGCGGCAAGUUUGAAGAUGUGAUAUUGGCUUUGAUGAUGAAACCUGAGGAAUUUGAUGCUUAUGAGCUGAAGCGAGCUAUGAAGGGACUAGGAACGGAUGAGGAUGCCAUGAUUGAAAUCUUAUGUACAAGGAGUAAUAAAGAAAUCCAGGCCGCCAGUGCUGCCUAUAAAACAUUGUAUAAAAGUGUCUUGGAGAAGGCCAUACAGGGAGACACAUCUGGAAACUUUAAGCGGCUGAUGAUAUCCAUGUCAGCAGUAAGUGUCGGUCAAUAGGCUACAUCUUGACGC